Messenger RNA from Penicilliopsis zonata CBS 506.65, 1140 nucleotides. RefSeq lists its product as hypothetical. The record is from RefSeq and is a predicted model, not a curated record. The transcript has a single exon. NCBI's taxonomy places the organism in Eukaryota, Fungi, Ascomycota, Eurotiomycetes, Eurotiales, Aspergillaceae. Bases 1 to 1140 code for a protein of 379 amino acids.
AUGUCCCUCUCAAUCGAAAUCCAAAAUACCACCGGCGGCGUCCUCUACGCGUACGUGACAGGCACGACGACCGCCGACGCCCUCUUCCUCCUGCAAUCCAACGGCACUACCGCCUACUACCCAACCUCGCCGUCGACGACCCUGUCCGCCCUGGCAGUCGACUGUGCGAUCGCCGUGAGCAGCGCCGGCACAACGAGCCUGACAGUGCCUUAUCUCUCUGGCGCCCGGCUGUGGUUCUCGCGCGGCAGCCAGCCGUUGACGUUUUAUCUGAACCCGGGCCCUGCGCUGGUCGAACCGUCGGUGUCGAACACCAGCGACGUCAACUACGAGAUCGCAUGGGAUUUCUGCGAGUUCACCUUCACCAGCACAGAGCUGUACGCGAAUAUCACCUACGUGGAUUUUGUGUGUCUCCCGAUCGCGCUGAGCCUGACGGAUACCCAGGGCGCCACGCAGACGGUCUCCGGCAUGCCUGCCGACGGGCUUCAGACGGUGUGUGACGCCCUGCAGGCUCAGAAUGAAACAGACGGCGCAGGUUGGGAUCAGCUGGUCAUCACCUCUUCUUCGACGGGAGCGUAUCUCCGAGCAGUCAGUCCCAACACGGGGAUCGCGAUGGACGAUACUUUGUUCGACGGAUACUACGAUACCUACGUCACAGAGGUGUGGGACAUGUACACCGAUACAGAACUCACAGUCGACACCCAAAUCAGCUAUGGAGACGUGACGGGGAAAGUGGUGGAAGACGACGAAGACGACGACGAAGACGAAGAACAAGUGCUCACCUUCACCGACGGGGUGGCAAUCUAUACCACCCCCGCCAGUGCAGAUAUCUUCAGCUGCAGUUCUGGACCGUUUACGCCGUCGGGGACCACGGAAAAGGACGACAUCACGGCCAGGUUGGCGGCGGCGUUUAAUCGGUCGACCCUGCUGAUCGACUCGAACCAGCCGGAGGGCGAGGUGGUCUCGACGUACUACCAGGCAGACAUCACCAAUCACUACGCUAGGAUCUGCCAUGCUACGGAUCUCGAUGGCGAGGGGUAUGCGUUUCCCUAUGAUGAUGUUGGGCCCACGGAUGGAGCCGAUAUCUCGGGCAGUGUCGUGAGUUCUUCGCCGGCUUUAUGGACGGUUGUCGUGGGGGGAUAA